UUUGACACAAGCUACAAGCUUGUGGCUAAAAAAGUAACAUCAAAAUUCAUCGCGGUCUUAAAGACAAAACAUCUUAAAAUUUUCAUUUCUUUUAAAUUGUUGUAAAGUUUUAAUUAAUUGAUUUGAUAAAAUGAAUUUCGGUUCACAACCAGCUCAAGCAACAACCACCCCAAGCUUGUCAUUCAAUUUGCCAACACAACCAGCUCAGCCUUCACUAACAUUUGGCGGAUCAGGCGGUGGCGAUGCUGGAGGUAUAAAACCAACUCUUGGUGGUCUGCCGGCCACCACCAUUGGCGGAAGUUUCUUCAGCACACCGGCUACAAAUGCACCCACAACUAGUGCAUCCGCCCCAACACUCAACUUCGGUUCCGCAGCACCAACUGUAGCAGCAACGUCUGCCCUAACAACCUCAGCAGCCCCAGCUCUGAUGUCUCUGCCCAAGACAACAACCACCGGUCUGACAAACUUGACCACCGCCACAAAGACCACAGACUCAAGUGCAGCUCAACAAUCGUCAACACAAAUGACCUACAAUCAACUGGAGGAGCACAUCAACAAAUGGACUCUCGAGCUGGAGGAACAAGAGAAAAUAUUCACCGAUCAAGCGACACAAAUCAAUGCCUGGGACAAGAUUCUGAUCAGCAACAAUCAGAAGAUUCUCGAGCUGAACGACGCCGUGCAGAAGGUAAAGACUGACCAACAAACACUGGAGCAGGAACUCGAAUUUAUUGCCACUCAACACACCGAACUGGAAGAGAGCAUUGUGCCGCUGCAAAAGGAAUUCAUGAAGAUCCCACAAGUCGAUAUGGAACGGUCGCAGACAUAUUUAUUGGUCGAGAAUUUGGAUACACAGCUGAAACAGAUGUCUGAGGAUCUCAAGGAAAUCAUAGAUAAUCUGAAUGAAUCGAAUAAGGGUCAAGAUAGUACAGAUCCAAUUAUUCAGAUUGGAAAGAUUUUGAAUGCCCACAUGAGUUCGUUGCAGUGGAUUGAGACAUCCUCGGGAGUUAUAUCUAAUAAAUUGGAUGAUAUCACUAAGAUGCACGAGUCAUUCAAGAGGGAUUCGGAGAGAUCCUUUAGAUCUGCGUAUUACAAUUGAUUUGUUUGAUGUUUUCUUUUUUAAUUAGAAUGUUAUCAAUUCGUUCAAUAUUAUAGUCUUUAAAAUAAAAUGAAUAAUUUUCUGGAAAA
This is a messenger RNA of Eupeodes corollae, 1185 nucleotides long. It is a transcript of the gene Nup62, whose product is annotated as nuclear pore glycoprotein p62. NCBI's taxonomy places the organism in Eukaryota, Metazoa, Arthropoda, Insecta, Diptera, Syrphidae. The transcript has a single exon. Gene Ontology annotation, biological process: RNA export from nucleus; protein import into nucleus. The coding region runs from base 131 to 1096 and encodes 321 amino acids. Gene Ontology annotation, molecular function: structural constituent of nuclear pore; phospholipid binding. The record is from RefSeq and is a predicted model, not a curated record. Gene Ontology annotation, cellular component: nuclear pore; nuclear pore central transport channel.